Diabrotica balteata is the source of this 3785-nucleotide messenger RNA. The record is from the annotation of a GenBank genome assembly. Lineage: Eukaryota; Metazoa; Arthropoda; Insecta; Coleoptera; Chrysomelidae.
GGUUAAAAAUUGGGCAACAAAACUUGGAGGAGAGCUAUGGCACUUUGGCGACCUAGUUACUCGGCAAAACAGAGUACGAGACAGCUUCAAAGAAACUAAUUUGGUAGUUGAAGAUGGAGAAGCCCUACUGCAAACUAUCCAUGAAAAUAUUUCCCAUAUGAUGAAACAAAAAGUUGAUGCAGUAAGAAGAAUAAUGGAUCAAGCAGAACAAAUUGCUCAAGCUCAAAAAGAAACCGAUAUCGAUUUCGAUUUUCCAUUUUUUAAUGCCAAAAAUUUGACUAACUCGUUGGACAAUACUACUGAAGAAACAACAAAAGAACCUGAACCUGAAGAACUUCAGGAUGAUUCAUUUAUAUCUAGCCGUUAUCAAGAUCAGCCAUAUAGCCAACCAUUACUCCAACAGGAAGAUUUUGAUGGAUAUCUAAGAGAUGAAGAUACGGAAUCAUCUGAGGAGCCUUCUUCCAAGGAUGAAGAUUUACUUGAUGCAGAUUUAGAGGUGACUGAUAAUACAGACAAAAGUUCUUAAAGCUAUUUUAAAUAAAAAGAAAUAGAAAUGGCGGUCUAGCGAUGAGGAACCAAUGGUGACAUAGUAACGUAUUGAAAGAGCCAAAGAAGUAAUUGCUGGUAUUAAAUGGUCAGAAGAAUUGGACAAAACAUUUAGAUCUAACUAUGAAAUAGAUCCAACUUUAUCGUGGCAAUAUUUUGGAAGCUCAACUGGAUUUAUGAGGCAAUACCCUGCAAUGAUUUGGUCCCAAGAACCAAUAGAUCUCUUUGACUGUCGUACGAGAUCAUGGUACAUUGAAGCAGCAUCAUCACCAAAAGAUGUAGUAAUUCUAGUAGAUAGAUCUGGAUCUAUGACUGGAAUGAGAAGAGAAAUUGCACGACAUGUAGUGCAUAAUGUACUUGACACUCUUGGAAAUAAUGAUUACGUGAAUAUCUAUACUUUUAGUAAUACCACUGAACCGUUAGUUGAAUGCUUCGAGGGACAGCUUGUUCAGGCAAAUUUGGCGAAUGUACGGGUGCUGAAGGAAAGUAUGACCAAUUUUAAAACAGAACAGAUAGCAAACUUUUCUUUGGCUCUAGUGACAGCUUUCGAGUUACUUGAAGAAUAUAGACUAAAUAAAAAGAGUGCCAGAUGUAAUCAAGCAAUCAUGCUCGUCACUGAUGGCGUUCAGUACAACUACAAAGAAAUUUUUGAGAAAUAUAAUUGGGAAAAUUUACCAUUUAUGAAUGUAAGAGUGUUUACAUAUCUCAUAGGAAGGGAAGUCUCUGAUGUAAGGGAAGUUAAGUGGAUGGCCUGCGCAAAUCAAGGUUAUUACGUGCAUCUUAGUACCUACGCGGAAGUUCGGGAAGAAGUACUCAACUAUAUUCCAGUAAUGGCUCGACCAAUGGUUUUAAACCCGACACAAAAACCCAAUCCUACCUGGAGUCCGGUCUACGCUGAUGUUACUGACCCAAAACUAACAAACUGGCUUUGGGUUAAUCGCGAAAGAAAUAGGCAAAGAGAACGGUUUAUGGGAUAUAGGAAGUUAAAGCAUAUGCUUUCUUCAGGUCAUCUCGAUAGAACAUUUGUACACCAGCAGAAGUCGCAUCAAGAUAAUUACGGCGACACUCAGGUCUACCAUCUUAUGACAUCAGUUUCACUACCAGUAUACGAUAAAAAACCUCGACAGGAGAGAGUUGCGAACUUAUUGGGAGUUGCUGGAACGGAUAUUCCUAUUGAAUACAUCCAGAGACUUAUGAUUCCAUAUAGGCUCGGGGUGAAUGGCUAUGCCUUUAUUGUAACCAAUAAUGGUUAUGUUUUAACGCAUCCAGAUCUUAGGCCAGUGUAUCAAGGAAUAUUGAAACCAGCCUACAACAGAGUCGAUAUGAUUGAAAUUGAAAUUAUAGAUGAUGACUCUGACGCUAGAAAUUUUAGCGAUAAAAUUCGUGAUUUUAGAAGGCACGUUGUAAUGCAAAAUACUGGAAAUAUUACUUUGGAUGUGAAAAGUCAUUUGGAUGACAUGAGACGCAUUACGUUUAUGACUAGAGACUAUUACUAUAGAGGUAUAAAUGGUACACCUUUCAGUCUUGUCAUAUCACUUCCAAAGAAAUAUGGUUAUGCUCGAGUUGAGCCCAAAGUUGAAAACGACAUUCAUCGUUUAACUUUGUCUCAACCGCCCGAUAAAAAACCACUUUUGCGGUAUUUUGCUGGAAAUUGGACCAUUCACCCUGACUGGCAUUAUUGUCGAUACCGAGACAAUAAGAAACAUUUUGAUAACCCCGAGGAAGAGUUGGUCUUCUUCCUUCAAAUGAUGGAGAGACAUGGUUGGAAAUGGUCGAAAGAAUCGGAGUGUGACAGAAAAUUGGUUUGCCAGGUGGUAUCCGACGCGAAGUUAACUGAUUGGUUUAAUGAUAAUAUAACUACGACCAGUAGAGAAGAAAAUGGGGAUGGAGGUAAAGAUGGAUAUGAAUUCAAGGAAAUAUUAGAUUUUUUUGAGUUGUGCAAAUGUUGUAAGUGCUCAUGUAAUAAUUCUUUUACAUGCAGAGCGGAACUGGUUAAAAAGAUUGGAAUUGUGGUGGCAUUUAUGGCUACGCACAGUGGUCUCACAAGGUGGCAGAACUUUCCACAAAAUAUUGAAUCUCCCGAACAGGAACCAAACUUUCACAUUCUUCACAAUAAAGCUAUUGAUGAAGUUUGGUACCGGCGUGCUGUUGAACAUCAUUAUGUGGACCCUCAGGACUUUAUCUACUCUGUUCCUCAUUACACAGGAAACUCCAGUUUAAGCUUGGUUACUGUUAGCCGAGCUAUUUUUAAAGAAGAACAAGGAAAGAAGGCUCCAGUCGCUGUCGUUGGAUAUCAAUUCUUCCAUGGAGCACUGCAAUCCCUUUUUACUCAAAUCACUAGUAAUUGUGGUACUAUCCCGUGUACAAGAACAUGUUCUUCUCAAGAACUUCACUGUUUAGUCCUUGACGACAACGGUUAUGUAAUCGUCAGUGACAAUCCUAAAGAAACCGGUUUUUUCUUCGGAAAAAUUAUGCCGGACGUAAUGAAUCAACUAAUAGAUGAAAAAAUCUAUAAAGUAACUACUAUGUAUGAUUAUCAAGGAUUGUGUGCUGAAGGACAAGAAACAGAAAGUCCGGCUUCCAGAUUAUUAUCGCCAAUUGUUCAUCUUUCCAACCUGUUCAGCUACUUAACUGGGUAUUUGAUUUUCCUCACCAAAACCAUCCUGGGCUCACAAAUUGAAGCUUAUCCUUCAGAGCAUUUCCAAGAAACCCACUUCGAGGUUAUGGAUGAACACGAAUAUGCUGCUCAUAAUCAUGAAAACGACCAAUAUGAAGAAAUGCCUUUAAGUGAUAAGGAGUUUGUUCAAAAAUUUGCUUUGCAAAUGACAAAACCAGAACCGUGUGAUACGCAAAUGGCAUUAUAUUCUUUAGUUCAUUAUUCGGAUAGGGAUAUAGCAGGCAGCGCCUAUAAUAGAACAAUGGUGGAAUGUUCAAGACCAUAUAUUGUCCAAAAAAUAUCCGGCAGUAAUAUGAUAUUGUUGGUAGUAAACAACGUUUGCUCAGGAGAACCAAAGACUACCAUAGAUACUCCUGAUCCUAUAGAAGUGGAUUAUAAUAUGUCAUUAGCUUGUUAUAGAGCUAUGUAUAACGAUUUUCCCAGAAGACACUAUAUGAGUUGCAUUAAUAGAAAUGCAAAUGAGAGCGAAAUCAAAAUAUGCGGAAAAGCUUCUUACAUAUCACCAACAAAAAUUGUACCCAUGUUAUUGUUUACUAUUUUAUCAUACAUUUUAGUAUUAUAA